AUGCUCCUCGAAGAAAUCCGAUACAUCCUCGAGGACCUCGAGCGCCUUGAGCAGGCCGUCGUCGACCGCCUCGUCGACGAGCCCACGCAGGUGCGCGACCGCCUCAACCGCGAGCACGAGGUCGCGCAGCUGCUGGACCACAUGCAGGCGCAGUCGGGCGAGGCCCUGCGGCUCUACGGCGAUGCGCACGACAUGCGGGCCGACGAGGUCUCCCUGCUGGGCGACGGCGACCCGCUUCAGCUGUUUUACCGGAACCUCGACGACACCCUGGCCUACCACCAGCGCUACCCGACCGACCAGCUCGACCAGCCCGAGCUGCGGUACCGGCACCGACCACCGCAGCCGCUCGGCGAGUACGGCUACGGCGAGUUCCAGCCGACGCUGGUGGACACCAUGUUCUCCGGCGAGGAGGGCUUUGGGCGGUACUUUGACCUCAACGCCAACUACGAGGCGUUUGUCAACCUGCCCAACGUCAAGCGGCUGACGUACCUGCAGUACCUCGAGGUGUUUGACCAGUUUGGCGAGAGCAACCCCUUCUUGGCGUCGCAGAAGCGCAGCGACAAGCUGACGGACGACUACUUUCAAUACAUCGGCGGGCUGGCCGACUACCUCCAAGGCUUCAUGCGCAAGACGCGGCCGCUCGAGAACCUGGACCGCGUGUUUGCCGGCUUUGACGACGACUUUGAGGCGCUGUGGAGCCGGGACGAGCUGCCCAGCUGGAAGACGGCCGGGAGCCUGGGUGCCGCUGGGGGGGAGAGCGCGGGCAGCACCGCAGAUGGCGGGGCCGGCGGCAGCACACCGCAGCUGAGCUCGCCCGAGGCCGUGUGGUGCGCCGACUGCGAAAAGGAGUUUAAGAACCAGAACGUCUACAAGGGCCACUUGACAGGGCGCAAGCACGUGCGGGCCGCCGAGCAGAGGGCCCAGGCGCAGUCUGCUGCGUCCCACGACGGCAGCAACGGGAACGCGUCCGGUGUCGGUGGUGCCGCCGCGGCGGCGGCCCACCGUCUCAAAGAAAAGGCCGUCGCCGCCCGCGAGUACCGUGUGCAGCGACUCGUCGCGGCCAUGAGCACCGAGAAGGACGACACGCGCGUCAACGUCGAGCGCCGCCAGGGCAUGACGGAGCGCGAGCGGCGGCAGGAGCUGGACAACCUGUACGCCAUGCUGCAGGAGUCGGCCGCGGCGGCGCAAGCCAUGGACGUGGAUGGUGGUGGUGGCAGAGCAGAUGGCCAGGGCGGCGAGGCCGAAGGCGACAACGACGACGACGACGACAAGGUGUACAACCCACUCAAGCUGCCCCUGGCGUGGGACGGCAAGCCCAUCCCCUUUUGGCUGUACCGGCUGCACGGCCUGGGCGUGGAGUUUGACUGCGAGAUCUGCGGACAGUACACGUACAUGGGCCGACGCGCCUUUGAGAAGCACUUCAACGAAAGUCGGCACAUUCACGGCCUGCGGUGUUUGGGGAUCAACAACCCGGGCCUGUUCCGGGACAUCACCAAGAUCGAAGAGGCGCUGCGGCUAUGGGACAAGCUGGAAAAGGAAAAGAAGCGCAACAAGCAGGACGAGAGCUCCGUGGUGCAGAUGGAGGACGCCGAGGGCCAUGUGAUGCCCGAAAAGGUGUACUACGACCUGCAGAAGCAGGGGUUGGUGUAG
Molecule: messenger RNA, 1650 nt
Organism: Sporothrix schenckii 1099-18
Lineage: Eukaryota; Fungi; Ascomycota; Sordariomycetes; Ophiostomatales; Ophiostomataceae
Product: splicing factor 3A subunit 3
Exons: 1
Coding region: 1-1650 (549 amino acids)
Biological process (GO): mRNA splicing, via spliceosome
Cellular component (GO): spliceosomal complex; nucleus
Molecular function (GO): zinc ion binding; RNA binding
Source: RefSeq, a predicted model, not a curated record